This is a messenger RNA of Neospora caninum, 2895 nucleotides long. Its product is annotated as putative zinc finger (C3HC4 RING finger) protein. The transcript has 4 exons. Lineage: Eukaryota; Apicomplexa; Conoidasida; Eucoccidiorida; Sarcocystidae. Bases 1 to 2895 code for a protein of 964 amino acids. Gene Ontology annotation, biological process: protein ubiquitination. The record is from RefSeq and is a predicted model, not a curated record. Gene Ontology annotation, molecular function: ubiquitin protein ligase activity.
AUGGAGAGCACGACCAGCGUUCCACACAACUGCGAGUUUCUCCCGCACUCGUGCAAAUGCAGUCAGCAAGAGCCCUCGCUCUCUGCGCCUGGAGACGUGGAGGGAGAAGAAUGCAGCCCUAGCCUCGGCUCAGCCUCUCCUUCCUCCGUCUCCUCUCCGGUCGCGUCGCGCGCCGCCUGUGCUUUCUGCCUUUCCAGCGCGUGUGCCGCUGAGCCGUGUCAGUUGGACAGGGCUCGGCAGAGGCAGGGGACGGUGGAAGACCUUGCGCUGUUUCGCGUUUUCGAGGACGAGGACCAGGAUGGCGAAGGCCUGUGCGACUCCACCGUUUCGGCCGUCGCUCUGGAGGGGUGUCCCGAGUGCACGGAUGCCGCCGAGGACGACGAAGCUGCUCGACGCAACGAGAGCCUCGAGAUGGACGCGGCGAGCAACGGGGAAACCGAGAGUCCCGCAGCGACUUCGGGAACGGCACGUCGCGUGAGACGCGCCCGCGGAACAUCUUCGUGGAUUGCCUUCCGGUCGUCUGCUUCGUUAGUCUGGCCUCCCGAGAUCCGAACGCAGCUCUCGUCUUCGUCGCUCGCGUCGCUGCAUCACGAGGGUGAUUCUGGAACUUCGAGCAGCUCUGUGUUCGACCUCCCGCCGCCUCCGGACUUUCACUUGUCCGCCCUCCUUGGUUCGCCGUGCCAUUCGUUCGUCGCGUCUUGCAGAUCCACCUUCUCAGCGUCUUCGACCGCUGGUGCCGAGCUGUCUGCGGAACUUCCUGACGCGCUCCCCCAGUCCCCUGCUCUCCUGUGCUCCGCUCCCUCGCUGGAAGGCCUCCUGGCGCCGCCUGCAGCGCCUUUACCGGCUCGACGCAGGCAAGACGAGGGUCGUCUCGGUGCCCGCCACCCCCGCGAAGAGACACGCAGCCCCGAGACCGGCUUCUCGCGCUUUCUUCGCCCCCGUCUCCCGAGUUGGGGUGUACGUACACCUGGCCUCGGGUGGGUCUUCUGGAGACGUCCAGAGCCCGCCGGAGUGGAAGAGCACGCGGGGCCCAGCGAGGGAAGGCGCGAGGACAGCUCGGCGCGGGGACGGCCGUCGCCUCCAGAUGGAGAGGCGCCGCGAGCCGCUGCCAGGAGGGAGGAAGACCGCGCACCUCGGGCGCAGGAAGAGAGGGCCUGGCGAGAAGGGCGAUCCUUGCGGCAUCUCUCUUCAGGGGCUGAGAGGACCGACGUCGGCGAAGACGAGCGGUCAGGCAGUCGCCUCGACAUGUGUCGCGUGAACCUCGCACGCAUCGGCUGGAAGCUCCACGCCUGUGGCCCGAACGGGACGUCUCUUCUCUUCUUCAUCCUGUUCCUCUCCAUGGUGUGCUUUCCUCUCGUGGUAGCAGCGCGCGUGCUCUUUCCGCCGCCGCUCGUCCCCGACUACGUCCUCGCAAUCAUCCCCUUCUUCUGCUUCCACUGCGACGCCAGCCUCACCGACCCGGGGCUCAGCCGUCUGCGCCUCCCCCUCAUGGCCUUGCAUCUCGUGCCCCUCCUCGCUCUGCUCGGAUCUGCGCUCGGGGCGACGUGGGUCUGUCACCUCGCGUGUGUCCCUUUCUUCAUCGUCCUCCUCUCCCGCUGGCCCCGCGCCGCCUGCCUCGUUUGCGUGGUCGUCCAAGUGCACCUGGAACUCGUCCUGAUCAGCUGCGAUAUCUGUCGGAUUCCAGGCCAAGGAAGUCAAGGCUGGGUCCUGGGCGUCGUCGUGGCGUUGGUGGUGACGAUUGUGCCUUGGAUGUUCUUCCUCACAGUGAACUCUCAGCUUCCGCAAUGUACCUCCGCGUCUCCACUCCCCUGUGUCAUCCCGUCUGCGAGUGCCCUUCUCCUCUUCUGCAUCUGUCUCCUCUGGUGUUUGACGAACGCGCUCCUCGUCUCGAACCUCUUCUCCCUCUUCCUCAACCACGCUGCCGAGGCCGCCCCGACAGUCCGCGCGAAGGAGGCGUCGCUGCUGCGACGCGCCGUCGCCGCGUCGCAGAUUCGCCGGGACAGAGUCACUGUCUCGGAAGCGACGUCUUCCGUCUUCUUGGGCGUCUCGAAGAACGCAUGGAUCCGCGCCGUCGCCUGCUUCACAGCCUCGGCUCUGGGCUCAUCCGUCUUCGUUUUCCUCUACGUCUUUAGAGACACUCUCCUCCCGAGGCCAGCGCGGCGGAUGCGUGAGUCGAGAAGCAUGUCCGUGACCAGCGGCUUGUACGGCGGCAGGCUCCACUCCAUCAGCGAAGGGUUCGAGCGCGAAGAGAGUCUGGAGACCGUGGACCACGCGCCGGGGAGUCGCGCGGAGAGCCUCAGCGCGGGACACCGACCCGGCUACAGCCGCGGAGGCUCCGCCGACAGCCGCGGCGGAAGUGCGUUGUACGGCCGGAGCGUCGAACUCGUCCGCACGGGGAGUCAACGAGAGGCUGAAGGGCGCAGCUGGGAGUCCGUGGAAAGGCGAGCGAGCGACGUCGAGAUAGAAGACUGGAGACAGCGAGCCGUGCGCGCUGCGGAAAUCCAGCGGAGACUCAAAACCCACCGUCUUCCCCAGACCGUGGACCCGCGCGUGUCGCCGAAAAAGAACGCAUGCAAUCGAGCUCUCCCGGUUCCCAGUAGCAAGGAAAAGCUUGCGUCGAGGGCAGUGCAUCCGUUUGCGCACGACGCCGCGAGCGUCCCUGCGCGUCCGACACCCGACCCUUCCGUCUCUAAGGCUUCGCCCGCCUCGCCAAUGUGCACCAUCUGCCAAGACGCCUUGCAAGGAGGCUCUUGGGUCAGCGAGGUGCCCAGGUGUUCUCACACCUUCCACGCUGCCUGUCUCCAGUCUUGGCUUCUCCACAGAGGCACGUGCCCGAACUGCAACGCCGAUUUAGGAGAGGCGCUGCUCGGCGAAUCUGUGGAAGUCGUCGCCUAG